AUGGCCAUGUCCUGCCGCUUCGCAGCCCAGCGCUGCGCGCACCAGCUCCGGACGUUACGUUCGACUCGCGUCCGGCCCGCCGGAUCGACAUGCCCGCCGCUGGCUGCCGUCGUCUCGCUCUCGCAGGCGGCGGCGCCGCAGCACACAGCCCGGCGGCACAGCUCGACCGAGGCCGCAGCGGUGGAGCCCAAGAUUGCCGCCAUUGUCGACCAGAUCAGCCAGCUGACCCUGUUGGAGACGGCCAGCCUGGUGUCGAGCUUAAAGACACGCCUCAACAUACCAGAUCUUCCCGUCGGCGGCUUUGCAGCAGCACCCGCGGCGGCUCCGGCGGCCGCAGAGGAGGAGGAGGCGCCGGCUGCGCCGGCAGAAAAGUCCCUCUUCACGGUCAAGCUGGUCGGCUUCGAGGCCGGGUCUAAGCCCAAGGUGAUCAAGGAGAUCAAGAACCUGUUGGGCCUCAGCCUGGUCGACUCCAAGAAGUUUGUCGAGAGCGCACCCAAGACGAUGAAGGAGUCCGUGCCCAAAGAUGAGGCCGAGAAGAUGAUUGCCGCCCUCAAGGAGCUCGGCGCCAACGUGACGAUGGAGUAG
Molecule: messenger RNA, 585 nt
Organism: Grosmannia clavigera kw1407
Lineage: Eukaryota; Fungi; Ascomycota; Sordariomycetes; Ophiostomatales; Ophiostomataceae
Product: 50S ribosomal protein l12
Exons: 2
Coding region: 1-585 (194 amino acids)
Biological process (GO): translation
Cellular component (GO): ribosome
Molecular function (GO): structural constituent of ribosome
Source: RefSeq, a predicted model, not a curated record